Messenger RNA from Babesia bovis T2Bo, 1540 nucleotides. RefSeq names its product GINS complex family protein. Bases 116 to 1540 code for a protein of 474 amino acids. The record is from RefSeq and is a predicted model, not a curated record. Gene Ontology annotation, cellular component: GINS complex; nucleus. NCBI's taxonomy places the organism in Eukaryota, Apicomplexa, Aconoidasida, Piroplasmida, Babesiidae. Gene Ontology annotation, biological process: double-strand break repair via break-induced replication; DNA replication. The transcript has 6 exons.
AUAAAAUAUAAAGAUGCAGGCAAAAAAUUAGGAAAUAAUAAAUGUAUUUCACAAUACAAAUACAUGGCAGGUCCAGCCUUCCUUUAGGUGGAGCUAUGUAUAUGGCGUGGAUACCAUGUUUGAUCGCGACAUGAGUGCGUCAGCCAGCUUUGACUUCUUGAAGAAGCGGAAAAAGAAUCGACAAUGGGCUACAUAUGAGCAUGAUGGCGAUAUCGACCAUACUACGGCAUCUAUAUCGACACCUCUUGCUGAAUCGCAUCCUUCCAAUAAAAAGGGUUCCUUCCGAGGUAUCCUUAUGGAUGAAUCGCGGAAGCUAUCGCAGUCACAAUCUCAAACUCAGGAUACAACAUUAAGUGAUGACUAUUACGUUCCAGUCAUGCCGUUAAUUGAUUAUGGGUCCUGCCGGGCCUUCAAUUACGUGAUUUGGGCGCGUGAUCAAAUGGUAUUCGGGAACGAAGAGAUUUUGAUACAACCUGAUUUGGAACAGGACUUUCUAUCGCGGCUUGAGUAUCUUCGUUCAACUGUAUCAUCUCAACCGUCUGAAGCGACGUCUUCGUCAAAGAUUGUAGAAGCCAUUAUGGAGUUUAUGGUUGACGUUGAGAUUGGCUAUAGAUACCUUGGGUCUAAUGCCAAUCCCUUUUGCCGUUUAUCGCAAAUAUAUGUAAACGGCUUCAUCCAUCUGCGACCAGUGAAUUUGGCCAUUUUCGAUUUUACAGAACCCACGGAAGAGCUUGCUGUUACAAUUCAGAGGAUUAAUGUAUCUGGCAGAGUGUUCGCGCAUCAUCAGCUGUUGUCACACUUUUCUCAGCAGUGCGAAUUUCUGCCUUCAAAGUACUGUUCUGGUUAUAUCCCUAAGAACGUAACGAUUCACCACGAUUACUUCCCUAACUUAGUCACGAAGGUUUUGCUACAACGUGCCAAAAGACAACUAGUAGUUGUCAAAGCUAUUGUAGACGUACCCGGGAUCGACUUGAGUGCAUAUGAGGGUUAUGUCUUUGACGAUCUCAAAACGGGAGAAAAAGCAUGGCUACCGAUAUACAUGGUAGAACGACUGUCGCACUUCGGGUUUGUCUCCGUGGAUAUACCAGUUUACCUAACCCGCAAUUCUUUACGUGAGCUAAGGGACCGAGAGGAACAGGGUGAAGUUCUUGAAAAAUUACCUAAUUACUAUUUCUUUGAAAUAGCCCACAUGUUCACUAGAUCCAACAUCUUUGAGCGAGUCAACGUUCCAAAUCUGUCUAAUCGCAAUCAUGUUUACAGCUAUGUCUCCAAGUUGGCGGGACUGAUCGAAGACAUAAAAUACCAGCGCUUGAAAAAAAUCCGUCAGACGCUGGAAAAGAUACCGCAGCGCGAGUCAGUCAUAUCGGUCGACAAUUUGCAGUACUCCGAGACUUUUUACGUCAAUCAAUUCCUCUCUGCCUACUCUGAAGUAAGAGAUAUCAAUGCUUGUUCUGACGUUCAGUCAAAUGCGCAGAUAGGUAACUUUGUCGGUGACCUCGAAAACAAUUUGAUUGACUCCCUGAAGGUACCGCUGCUGUAA